This is a messenger RNA of Rotaria socialis, 390 nucleotides long. The record is from the annotation of a GenBank genome assembly. Lineage: Eukaryota; Metazoa; Rotifera; Eurotatoria; Philodinida; Philodinidae.
AUGCCUACUCAGCCAAGAUUAAGUCUUCAUACUUUACCAAUUGAAAUGAUUUAUCGUAUUCUCGAUCAGUUUGAUGAUGUUUCAACUAUUUUCUGGUCGUUGCAAAGUGUUUGUCAAAGAUUAAAUAAAAUUCUAAAUACUUAUCAACGAUAUAAAACAAGAAACGACAGAAAACAAAAUGUUACGACAAUAUUUUCUGUGACUCUUGAUGGAAGUAUUACACGAACAAUUCACAUAAGUAACAGUCAAGGUUUUGAUAAACAAUCAGAAGAAUGUUCCUGUAAUAUAAAAUGGAGUUUAACAGUAACAACAAUCAUCGGCAAUGGUUACAGUGCUGGUUCAGAUCAAUUAUCAUUUGUUGGUGGUAUAUUUAUAGAACCUAAAACAUAA